AUGGUUCUCCUCAAGGAGCGGAACUCAACGCAGGCUACAGCGGUGUCGGACGCGACGUUCGCCUAUGCGUUUACCAACGUCGUGCCGUUGUUUGGUGCUCGAGACGUUUGGUCUUCGGCGCGACCACGGCAAUCCGCACUUCUAUGGGGUUGCUGGGACGUUAUUUCUGAGUCCCACACGGACUUCAACCAAGCAGGUGGCAGUUUUGCGCAGGACCCUUACGGCGCUCUCGAGAUUCUUCACUGGACGCUGUCCCUGCGACAUACCUUCGACCUCAUCUCAGGCAAGGCCACCGGACUACACAUGUUAUCUCUGCGAAGUACGAACGCCACGGGUCAGAUCAAACAGGACGAUUCGUUCGUGGACGUCACCGUGCAAUCGAUGACCGUGACUGGCUUGCAGGCGUUCGUGCCGGAGACAGUUUUCUUCGGUGAACACAUAUCCAUCCAGACGCUGAGUAUCAUUGACCGAACUCAAGGACAUAUCAGAUCACUCACUGCCACAUUGUGA
This is a messenger RNA of Punctularia strigosozonata HHB-11173 SS5, 510 nucleotides long. RefSeq lists its product as uncharacterized. Bases 1 to 510 code for a protein of 169 amino acids. The transcript is spliced from 4 exons. NCBI's taxonomy places the organism in Eukaryota, Fungi, Basidiomycota, Agaricomycetes, Corticiales, Punctulariaceae. The record is from RefSeq and is a predicted model, not a curated record.